AUGUCAACCUGCAAUCCCGAUUACGAGAAUGCAUCCUGGUCUCUCUACCGAUACGCACCAUCGGCUCCAACGUCUGGAGUGUUCUGCAUCCUGUUCGGCCUCACAACCAUUUUGCAUCUGAUUCAGAUGUGCAAGACAAAGACUUGGUAUCUUGCUGCGCUUGUUGUUGGGGCAGCAUGUGAAUGCAUUGGCUAUGCCGCCCGCGUAGCAUCCGCCCUAGAAGAGCCAGGCUGUUGGAGUCUUGGGCCUUAUGUCGUCCAGUCUAUUCUGAUACUCAUCGCUCCCGCCUUUUUUGCAGCUUCCAUCUACAUGAUAUUGGGCAGGAUUAUUGUAUUGACUGAUGGGGAGUGUUACUCAGUUGUCAAGAGACGAUUACUCACACGAGUGUUUGUCGGUGGUGAUGUCUUAUCUCUGCUGACACAGUCCAAUGGAAGUGGUAUGAUGGCUAUCGGCGGCAGCCUCGUCGACAUUGGAGAAUACAUCGUCAUUGCCGGAUUGUCCAUUCAGCUCGCUUUCUUUGGAGCGUUUGUGGUUGUUGCCGCUAUUUUCCAGCAUCGGAUGCAUCGUCAGCCAACUCCAAAGUCGUUUGAUCCACAGAUUCGAUGGCGAAAAUAUCUUAUGACGCUUUACGUGACCAGCGGCCUCAUACUAGUUCGAAGUCUCUUUCGAGUGGCCGAGUAUAUAUCUGGAAACGAUGGUGUGCUUAUGAGAAGCGAAGCGUAUACAUUUGUUUUCGACUCGGUUUUGAUGUUGGUCGUUCUCGUUUGGCUGAACUGGUAUCAUCCUAGUGAGAUUGGUCUCUUGUUGAGGGGUGAACAAACAGUCGACAAUGGGUUGAAACUGGUGUCGCUCAAAAGGCGUCGAUCUGACACGGUGGAUACCUGCUCGUCCAACACACAACUGAAUCCGAGCACCUAUGCCAAAGUAUAA
This is a messenger RNA of Pestalotiopsis fici W106-1, 930 nucleotides long. RefSeq lists its product as uncharacterized. The coding region runs from base 1 to 930 and encodes 309 amino acids. The record is from RefSeq and is a predicted model, not a curated record. The transcript is spliced from 3 exons. Gene Ontology annotation, cellular component: membrane. Lineage: Eukaryota; Fungi; Ascomycota; Sordariomycetes; Amphisphaeriales; Sporocadaceae.